This is a messenger RNA of Leishmania braziliensis MHOM/BR/75/M2904, 1887 nucleotides long. RefSeq lists its product as hypothetical. The transcript has a single exon. NCBI's taxonomy places the organism in Eukaryota, Euglenozoa, Kinetoplastea, Trypanosomatida, Trypanosomatidae. Bases 1 to 1887 code for a protein of 628 amino acids. The record is from RefSeq and is a predicted model, not a curated record.
AUGGAGCAAGAAAGCAGAGCUAUAGCUGAAGGCGUUGCCGGCAGCAGCGACCUCGCAACAGCUGAGGUGACGCUAAAGCCGUCGGCGAACUGCUCUCGGUUUGAGCGCCAUCUCAUGCAAGCGCUGCAGCGCGCUGACGCUCUUUCCCCCACUUCCUCCAACCUAGACUUUUCGAUACCAGCCGUGGGCCCGGGCGUUUGCGGAGACGGGCUCUCCCUCGUGACACCCCCGAGCAACCCACCUUCCAUCGAUCCAGCACUCACUCUGUCGCAUUCCUCUGAAAGCGAUCAAGUGGCGUCAACGAUGCCCUGCGAGUCCGGCGGCAGCCCAAACGACGGCACCGCAGCGGCGGUGCAGCAGCGCGCGCUUCGUGCGAGGGAGAAGGAAGUCGUUCAUUUGCGGCGCACCAUUCAGGAGCUCAGCAGCCAACUUAACUGCGUGCUCACCACGCUUGAUCAGCGCGCCGACACAUCGGCUGAGCUAGAGACGCUGAAAAAGACGUGCGAGGAGGAAGCGGUACAGCACGAGAAAGGGAUGCGGUGCGCCCGCCUGGAAAUGCUAGAGAGUCGGGUCAAGUACCGCACCAUGGAGGAGCACCUGGCUGCGACCUACGAAGCCGACGUGCACGCCAGGGCGACGGAGCUGCUCGAGCCACACACAAAGGAGGUACAUGACAAGAAUUUCGAGCUGCUCAAGGAGAAGAUCAUGCUAACGCAGGAGGUCUCAAUGGUACGCGCAGAGUACAAGGACUUGCGCGAUACGUACGUGCGCCUGAAGCGUCAGACCGACCUCGACGGCGGUGCCACCCGCGAGAUGCUUCAGCGCAGUGUCUCUCAGAAGGAUCAAAUCGCCUCCCUCCGACAGCUGGUUAAAACCACCGAAGACAACCUCAACGCUGUUGUCGCCGAAUAUGAAGAGAAACUCCUCACGGAUAGCAAGACACAGCAGGCGGUGAUUCAAUCACUGACGCGGGAGCGGGAUGCGGCGCGGCGAGACGCACUGCAACUCCGGCACGAGCUGCAGCAGCUGCGAAGUGCGGCUGGCAACGUGCUAGCGCAGCGCUCUGAGCUCGAGACGUUUUUUUAUGCGGCAUUAGAAGAGGUGCGUGUGGGUGUCGUCGAAGAGCGUCGCCAGUUGCUGCUGGAGAAUACGCCGGCGGCACGCAUCACCAACGCAAGGCAGGUUCCCCCGGCGCACACCACGUCUUCUCUGUUGCGACUAGAGGGACCUGAGCGACUUCUGUUGACCGACGGUGCGAGUCCUGCACUGUUGACAUCAUCGCCUUCGACGAGCUGGACGCUUGAGCGCAAGAGCUUUCCAAGACGCAUCGCUGCAGUCUCCUUGCGGAACGCGCAGCCGGCAGCGAGGGUCGCCGCUGCCUCGUCGACAAGCUCAGCGCGGCGCUUCGCGUCCCCUCUCUUGCCCACAAGAAGUCAGCACGACGCGGCGGUAAGCACAUCAGCCGACCAAGGCGGGUGGCGUCGUACCGCUGUUGAUGUUGACAGCGCAUUUCGACUUGGAACGAGGACUGCGCAGGAGAGCAAUGGCGCUUCCUCCCCGGCUGCACGAGAGCAACACGGUGGACUGGACACAGCCGAGGAGGUCAGCUUCCCACUCCUCAAGAGCUUGCCCAGCGCCCCAGCCUGGCGAGACGCAAAGAGGGUCGACAUAAAGGAUCUGUGCUGGGUGGACAAGGAGCGCGUUAUUCAGCUACUGUUUAAACGUAUCCGACAAGAGGGACAGCGGCAGGCAAUACUGUCGCAACGCGCGGCUCUUCUAAAAGACUCCUUAGUGGCGAAGACCGAAACGGUCGCAGCGGUAGAGGGGCUGUCUUGCGAUACUAAAGAGAUUAGCCGAAGCUCCCUGACGUUUCUGACGCAGCAGUAG